AGUGGUUAUCACUCCCUCCUCUGAGGUCCAAACUGCUAAAUGAUGAUUGAACCUUACAUCAAUCUCUCUUCCUACAAUCAUGGCUGCCCAAUUGGUCUUCUACCUUCUCCUUUCACUCUUCUGUUCUUCCUUUUCAUUCUCCAGUGCAGUACCAGAUUUUGCAUUCGGUUGGUUGGAUGAUAAGAAUACAUUUCAAGCAGGUGACAUUGCCACCAUCAGGAUCAAGGUCCUUGGAAAUUUUGACAGCAAAGGAAAUGCUUCACUUGAAAAAACUGCUUUCAAGCCUACAAUCACUGUAAAUGGGAAGAUUGGGAAUAGUUCUUACAUCUCUGGGGUUGUACAAGAUACUUCUGGAGAUCCCAGUGCUUGGAGUUGGAAGAUUGUUUUCACUCCAAUCAUGGUUGGGAUGUUUAAUGUGAUUAUCAAUGAUGACCCUUUCAAGGUUAUGGAUUCUUCCCUCCAUUUCACUGUGGAGCCAGGGCCAGUCUACCCUUCUGUCAGUAUUGCUUCUUGGAUGGGGCUCGUGAACGAAUUUGAAGCAGGGACAAGAGCUCAAGUUUUGAUUCUUCCUAAAGAUGCAUUUGGAAAUAAUAUUUCUUCAACCAAAAAAGAACCAGAAUCUUAUAAUUUUUCAUUGUCCACUCUCUAUGAAAAUGGUUCUAUUGCAAGUUCUCCUAACAGUAGUUACAUGGGUUGGAAUGAAUUUGGCUAUAUAAUCAUUGAGUUUAUUGCGGUAAAAGCUGGAAAUUUCUUGUUGCAUGUAGAAGGUGGAAACCAAACCUUGAAUGGUUCACCCUUACCAUUCAAGGUGAAUCCAGGACCUCUGGAUGUCUCCAAUUGUGUGGCCAAAUGGAACUGUGAAGGGAAUGCAUGGGAAAUCUUUUCCAAGAUGGAAAUAUUUAUAUAUCAGCAAGAUCAAUAUGGGAACCUUGUUUCAGGACUGUAUGCAUUUGAUGCUGAUGUUGUUGAGAAGGAAACAAAUUUGUCUAUACCUGUGGCAGAUUUGUACUUUGAAGAUGUAGAGCCCGGGAUUCAGACUUUUUCUUUUACCAUGUCAGAACCAGGGAAUUUCUUGCUUACAAUUUCGGAUAUGAAGCAUAACAAAAGCAUCUCCAAUAUGCCAUAUGCUUAUACUGUCUUCGUAGGUUAUUGCGAUGGAUUUAACAGUGUUGUCAAUGGCUCUGGUUUAAACAGUUCUAUUGCAGGGGAAAUUGCAGAGUUCUCAGUUUAUUUGGUUGAUGUUUUUCAAUAUCCAUCCACAGUUAAAGUAGAAAGGCUUCAAGUACAGAUUAAAAGGGAAAGUGAUUCCUAUUUUGUAUUGCCUACAAUAUAUCCAAGACAGAACAUCAAUGGAAGUGGAUCUACUGGAGUAUUGCAUGAUGGUUUUAUCAGAGAGUUUGAAUAUGCUCCUGCUCCAUCAUUUGUCCCCAACAAUGCUUCUUCAGGUAGCUCAAAUGUUGAGGCUAGCACAUACAGCAUCACUUAUACUCCUGAAAAGAGUGGGAUAUACAAAAUUCAGGUGUUCUGUGGAAACAUUAUCCUGAAUGGUGGUAUUCCCUUUACAAAGGAAGUAAAAGCUGGUGAAGUUAAUAUAUCACUCUCAAGAGUAAUGAAAUUUGACAUCAAGGCCACAAAGCUUAUUAAGAAUGAGAUAGUAGUAGAACUGCUGGAUUCAUUUGGAAACCCUGUUCUGUCACAACAGUCAAGGCUGAAACUAGAGCUUGCUUCAGUUAACAGGUCUGGUUUCACAACUUGGAUGUUUGAGAACAACAAUGAUGGGUCAUACACAGGUCACUAUCUUGCAAUGGAAGUUGGCACAUAUGAGUUGUGUGUUUCACUUGAUGGCAAGCAUAUCUUACCCUGCCCCUUUGGAAUCAAUGUGUAUGGGAGUGAAUAUUUUCCUAAAGCAUACAGUGAUGCAAUAUCUGUGUGGGAGGAUGAGUCAAUUGCUUUUGAUGUGUUGGCAAAUGACUACUUUGCUGGUGACAAUGCAAGCAUAGUUGAAUUCUCAAAGCCAGGUUAUGGUUCACUCCUUCAGUAUGGAGGGCUCCUCAGAUACACACCAUAUAAAGAUUAUACUGGGAAUGAUUCCUUUCUGUAUACAAUGUCUGACAUAAAUGGCAACCUUGCUACUGCUUCUGUCAACAUUUCUGUCCUCACCAUCCCACCACAGUUUUUUUCCUUUCCAAGCAUAUUGCAAGCAACUGAGGAUAUAUUAAGUCCCAGAUUCAGUGGUUAUGCUGGCUUUGAGAUAAAAUAUUCAGAUCCAAUGGAGAACAUCUCGGUCACUCUCAGUGCACGGUCUGGAUCAGUAUUUCUAUCACCAACAUUGAUUCAAUUUUGGCAGCCAAUGUGGAGUGAACUUUCUGUAAGCAAAGUGGAGGACCAAGGAAAGAAUUUGACCAUAGAAGGCCGUCUAGAAGUAAUUAAUUAUGCCCUUAGAUCAAUUCAAUAUCUCGGAAAUGAAAAUUUUUCCGGUGAGGACACCCUUAAAGUUUCCGCCAGGAACAAGAAUGGGAAAAACGAUUUGGACAUUCCAGUUUUAGUUGAACCAAUAAAUGAUCCUCCAUAUGUUCAAAUUCCUGAGUUCAUCAUCUUGAAGAGCAGUGGAGAUGAGUCACUGAUCUUUAACAGCAAAGAAGACAAGUUUGAAUUCUUUGUUGGAGAUCCAGACGUUCUUAACUUCCCUGGGGGUGAGUCUCACUUUCUAGUCACAUUCUCAGUGGAAGUUAAUGAUGGAUUUUUGCUGGCAACUCUACCUGCUUUCCUCAUAAAUUCAACUGAAAUAAAGCUGAAGAACACUUUUCAGUGGCAACCCCUUCAAACAUAUGUCUCUAUCUCAAAACAUUUUGUGGUCAAAGCCAAUGGGAUAAGAUUUCGAGGAACACUUAAAGACUGCAACAGUGUGAUGCAAGAACUUGUAUAUCAUGGUGGAGAACAUGGUGCUGUUUUAACAGUUAAAAUAAAUGAUAUGGGACACUAUGGGUGUUAUUUGGAUUGUACUGAAAAGAUAUCAAUGCCUUUGCGUGCCAAGGCUACUGUAAACCUAAUCAGAAGAAGGCCAGUGAGUCCACUGCUAGCCCAUGCACUUGGAUCAGUUAUUGUUAUUGAAUUCCUAGUGUUAUUUUUGCUUGGAUUGCUACUUCUGUUCUUUACAUGCAAAUGCGCAAUUCUUCUUGUGAACGAGAAAAGGCGAUCCAAUAUCAGAAACUCUGAUCAAUCUGGCAUGCAAAGCUCCCAGAAACAACCUUCAGGGUCAAAUCAAAAUAAGGAUGCAACUCACUUCACCAGUUGUUUUAAAAGCCCCUUUUUCCAUCAUAGCAGCAAACCUUCCACUUUUCGCCAGCGAUUCUCUAGUAAUUCCUUUCAUAAUUAGCAGAUCCAGCAGGUCCUCAGCUAGAGGAUCAGGUAGGGAGCCACUUCGCAUCUCUCAAUCCUCUGGUCAUGAUUUCUGCCAGCCAACUGCUGUUUCCAGUUUCAUGCCACUUGAAGCAAUUGAAAGGGAGCAAAGUUUAACAGUCUAAUCUUGUGUGUGUGGUAUUCAGCUAUCAGAUUCAUGUUCUACUGAACUUUCAUUAUAAAUUAAUGUAAUAUUUGUUUGUCUAAAUCAUGCUAUGAAGUAUAAAAGUAAAAUGUAAAG
Messenger RNA from Rubroshorea leprosula, 3640 nucleotides. Lineage: Eukaryota; Viridiplantae; Streptophyta; Magnoliopsida; Malvales; Dipterocarpaceae. The record is from the annotation of a GenBank genome assembly.